Eruca vesicaria subsp. sativa (arugula) is the source of this 1098-nucleotide messenger RNA. The record is from the annotation of a GenBank genome assembly. NCBI's taxonomy places the organism in Eukaryota, Viridiplantae, Streptophyta, Magnoliopsida, Brassicales, Brassicaceae.
AUGAGGAAGGUCAUUUUGGUCAUUUUUUCCAUUACGUCAACUCAAUGGCAAACGCCUAAUUACGACACCGAAAAGUCGCUGCGUUUCCUAAAAGAACAUGGCUUUUGUUCUUCUUUGGCUCGAUUUCUUAACCUGAAAUCGAUUAUUAUCAAUGGAGAUUGUAUCAUCACUACCAAACAUCAACCUUUUCUCUUUUCUACCUUUCUCCCUUCCACCAUCAGACUCACAGUCACAAUCCUUCGUCCUCCACCACUGAUACCAACACCAAAGUACUCACCAUCCCGUCGAAACCGCAAUCAAACUAAUCCCAAGACACAAUCAAACCCAGUCCUAAAGCUCCCACACCGCCAAACACGUUACGAAAAACCCGUAAAAGGAAUCAUAUCCUCUGACGUAGACCGCACGAUCCUAAUCGGCGAAUCCGGCAUCUCCUACAAGCUCCCCUGCGCUCCCUUCGAGUUUCAGUUCAGCUACUCAGAGACUCCCAACGCGAAACCGGUGGGGAUACGUGAGCCAGCGUUCAUGUCGUUCGAUCCGCCAACGAUGCCGAUGCCGAGGCCGAGAAACGGUGAGCUUCCUUCUAGAUGGGAUGGUCCUAAUGGUACUGUGGUUUUGGUCAACAAACCCCAAAGAAUCAACUUCUUUUACCGUUUCUGUAUAUCUCAGGUUGGUCAUGCUGGAACACUUGAUCCUAUGGCUACUGGUCUCUUAAUCGUUUGUGUUGGUAAGGCCACAAAGGUGGUUGACAGAUACCAAGGGAUGAUCAAAGGUUAUAGAGGAGUGAUUCAACGAGAGUCUUGGGAACAUAUUAAAGACAAUGACAUUAAGAAAGCUUUGACAUCUUUUCUUGGCGAGAUAUGGCAAGUUCCUCCAAUGUUCUCAGCUAUAAAAAAACUGUAUGACAAGGCAAGAAGAGGAGAAACCGUGGAGCUUUCUCCCAGACAUACCUCGAUUUUCCAGUUUGAUGUCGAACGCAGUUUAGAUGACAGUUAUGCUCACCUCACUGCUCUCCGGCAAGAUUCAAUAGCUGAAUAUUUUGCUAACGAUGCUUGGGAGUUCAAUGACUUAGAAGUAGCAAUUACAAAGAACUACUUCUAG